CAGGUGACUGCUGGGCAGGGAGCAGAGGGCUGGGGGUUUCACUGAAGCCGGGUCGGAGGUCCUGGGAGAAGAAGUUUUUCCCAGGGACCCCACCCCAGAGCAUGGGCUCCCCAACUCCCAUCCUUGCCUGAGGCUGCCUGUAGUCAUGGCAACAGGGAUUUAGGAUUUUGUGGGCAGCACAGGCCCAGGACAGAAGGGGCCCUUGGAGGGGUUCAGGGUGGGCGUCCCUGCCUGUCUGAGCUAAGAAGGGGAGACUGAAGUAGCAGGAAGGCCCCAGACACAGUGUUUCUGGCACGUCUAUGCCAGGCCGGCCAGGGUUCUAGAAGCCCACAGAACCCAUGUGGUUCUGGCUCUCUGACCUUUCCAGCUGCAGCGCUGACAGCUUCCUCCUGCUUUAGACUCAGAGUCCCGAGCUGGCUGGCCCACCCCGUGGUCAGGGAGGACAGAAUCCGGCUUCCCACCACCCUUUCUGUCAGCUGGUGAUGCCGGCCAGGUGGAGGCCUCUGGUCCUCACGGAGCCCUGGUCUUCCCCAGGAGGCAGUGCCUGUCACCUGCCCUUCCUGCCCGGGACUGCAGGGUCACUGCCGCCAUCCAGUGCCCAGGUUCUGGGCAGGUCCCUCUACACAGCGCUCAUUGCGUCUGGUCGCCCGAGCCCUCAUCCUCUCCUCGCUAGGACACAGCGUAGAGCACUCGCUGACCUCACCAUGCCGGUUGCUGCCACCAACUCUGAGUCUGCCAUGCAGCAAGUCCUGGACAACCUGGGGUCUCUGCCCAGCGCCACCGGGGCCGCGGAGCUGGACCUGAUCUUCCUGCGUGGCAUCAUGGAAAGCCCUAUCGUCAGGUCCUUGGCCAAGGGCAGCACCGAGGAGCCCUUCGUGUCUUCCCGUCUGUUUGGCUGCCUGCAUGCUGUCCUCGGUGUCUGCCUGGGGAGCGUGGUGACGCUGGCCGGUCUCAAGGCCUCUGACUCAUGCACGAUGCUGCUGUCCCUGGCCAUCCAUCCCCAGGGAGCACGCAGCAGCCCCUGAGCCUCAGGGUCCCCUGUUUCCAGAGCCGUGUCAGGGUUGGGUGCAUCAGUGACAUUAUCUUGGGGUCACCCUGGCUCUGAUCUUUGCACAAGAGGCUCAUGGGGUGGCACAAGCACGGAUUCAGGGUUCUCCAGACCCCAACAAAGGGGCCUGCUCAGCAGCUCUGCAGAUAGAGGAUUGCUGCCCGCUCUGCCAUCCAUCCAUCCAUCCAUCCGUCAUUUAUCUCUUCAACAAAUGUCUCUGUGUAUCCACCGGGUAUGAGGAGGCUCUGAGCUGGGGGCAGCAGUGACCUCAGUGCUCUGCUCUCUGCUGGUGGCCCCAAGUCUGUCCUCCUCUGGGUCCCACAGUCCUGGAGCUCAGCACAACCUGGCUAACAUCACUUGUGUGCUCUCAGGCUAAUGUAAACUGCACUGGCCAUAAACUAGCCCAGGGGCCAUGGGAGUGUGGCCGUGAGGGCAGGAGCCUCAAGCGGAUGGACCCGGCUGAGCCCACGGCCGCGGAUGGGCCAUCAGGAGGAUGUAGGACCUUUGACCUCAGGGGGCUUCUUCCUGCUCUGUUCCCUGGCUGCUGUGAGGUGAGCAGAUUCCCUUCCACCUCCACACAGGCAGAGCCGACCGUGGACUGAAAGUUCUGAAACCGUGAGCUGGAAUAAACGGCUCUUCCUCUGAGCCGUGGGCUUUAGCCAUCCGUUCCCCGCAGCAUUCACGAGCUGACUGUAGGGCGUCGGAGGCUAAGCGCCGAGAGGGGACAGAGGCAGCAGGGACGAGAGCCGGGGAAGUGGAGUCUGGUGGGCAGACAGCAGGGUUGACCCGGAAGCAGCAGGUGCUCCAGGAGCUCCAGGAACCCGAGGCAGGAGACGCCCGGGAUGGUCACCCGUUGCCAGUGGGGUCCGUGAGGGCCCUGUGUGAGCCUGAAUCUUGUGUGGAUGAAAGCACAAGAGCACAGGCUCGCUGUCUGCGUACUUUCGCCCUCUCUGAGCCCUGCCAUUUCCCUGACAAGCAGGGAGGAGGAGCCCGAGCCCUGUGGGGAUGGUGGGGGCUGGGCGUAAGCUUUCACGUGGUCCCGAGCUCCUCCGUGGCCUGAGGCCACGGGCUCCAGUGUGGCUCUGGCCCAUGGGAGGUGGCGGGAGCUGGCUGAGCGGCGCCCAAGGAGCGUGAGGGUCUGGUGGUCGCAGGGACAGGGACUGAGGGAACUGUCCAGGCAGAGGCACCGCCCGGUCUUCUGUGUCCCCACCCUGGUUGGUGGUGACCCUGUGGGGCCUGGCUGCGGCUCUGUCUGCUGGAUGGCGAUGACCCUGUUUCUCUCUCCUCGCUGCUGUCACUGCCAAGGGGGCAGCUCUGGCCCCUCGUGGUGGUCUCCCAAGUAAGGGGGUGCUGGGUCCCAGGCCCUGCUGGGACCGUCCGCUGAGGGUCCAAAGCACUCAGCCUCGGGCAGGCGCCUGCUUUUAGAUCCCACGUGGUCUCUGUAGACUGAAGUGUGCGCCCGGGCACCCGUCUUCUGCCCAGGCAGAGGGGUGGGAUGGGUUUGGCACCGAGCUGGACCCUGGAGAAAGCCUCAGGCUGGACUCACUCCAGCUCAGUCAAAGGAAUAGACAAAGGGGCCUGGGACGUAGAGCCGGGUCCCCUCCGGCACGGCCCGGCUGCAGAUCUUCGCAGCCAGCUGAGGCUCUGCCCUGGGUCUGCCCUUGGCCCCCAGCACAGAAGGGAAAGGAGGGCUGGAAAACCGCACAGCUACGCAGUGACUCUCCAGACCCCGCUCCCCGAGCAGAGGAGCCACAAGGGCAGCUGACUUGCGGGGCCAUCAGGGAGGAAGCAGACCAGGCGACUGAAGAAACAGAAGGUGCUGAUCAGUGCGCCUAACGAAGGCGCAGAUAAGAAACAAUGGAGCUGGGCUGGGGACGUAGCUCAGUGGCACCGCGCCUGCCUGGUAAGUGCAGGCCCUGAGUUCGAUUCCUGGAACUGAAAAGAAGAACUAACCAAAACCGUUCGAAACAAGAACAACAACUUUCUUAAAUACGGUCCUCAAGGAGGAGCCCCACAGAAAUCCCAAGGCGAGAAUGCUUCGCGGGCCUGUGGCGGGGGGCGGGUGUGUCAGGCCCGGGAGGUGACCGCGAGCCCGAGGCCUUGGGAGCAAUAGGAGAGGAGCAGCGUUUGACCCCCUUUUCGGGGAUGUGGGGGAGAGCGAGCGGAGACAGCUGCUGGCGCAUGUGGAAGAGCAGUGGGCCUGCGGGAAUCGGACGGGGGGAGCUUUCCACAAGCAGUGAGCGAGGCCUACAGAGCCCCGAGCGGCCGUGAGCAGAAAAGAACCCUGACGGCCACCAUCCUGGAGACCCAGAAACAAGCAGAGAGCCCGGCGUGGUGUGCGUGCAGGUUUUCCAGCACUAGGGAGGCUGAGGCAAGAGGGAUGCCUGGCACGACCCCGUCUCAGAAACCAAAACAAGGGCCGGGGAUUUAGCUCGGUGGUGCCGCCACCUUCCCAGGGCAAGGUCCCGAGUUGGA
This is a messenger RNA of Fukomys damarensis (Damara mole-rat), 3523 nucleotides long. It is a transcript of the gene Mpp2, whose product is annotated as membrane palmitoylated protein 2. Bases 483 to 1025 code for a protein of 180 amino acids. The transcript is spliced from 3 exons. NCBI's taxonomy places the organism in Eukaryota, Metazoa, Chordata, Mammalia, Rodentia, Bathyergidae. The record is from RefSeq and is a predicted model, not a curated record.